CUUCUUGCCAGUCUCCAGUUUAUACUCAAGACUAAUUUUCAAUAUCAAUUGUUUUAAAGUAGUUUCUAAACCGGUUGCUGAAUGUCUGUCUACAUUCUGCAGAGCACACAAUUUAAUUUGAGUCAAGAUUUUUCUUACUCUGAUCCUGUGUCUGACUGACAUUCUCACUAUUUGCUUCUGUAAACAAGAGGGCGGGGCCUUGAAUCCCGCCACAGGUAGGUUUAACGUACACCUGUACUACUAUGAGACGGAAAAUACAUUUUAAGACCUACACUAGUAGUAAUAAAAUCACUGCAUACGACAAGAUACAAUGAGGACUUUAGUGAUUUCCACUUUACUGUUUGCUAUGGGCGCAUGUUUACAUGCAAUAACCACAUCGUAUUCUAUUCCUCCAGAAGACCUGGAUGGAUCGGGACAUGAUCUGGAAAGUUCUGGCUCAGGUUCAGGGGAACGGGCAGAAGUGUCCAAAGGCUCAGUGAGGUUUACCACUAUCUCAACAUUUACAAUGACAAUGAGUGAAGAUGACUUAAUGUUCAAUGCCAUUGAUGAAGAGGAUAAAACCGUCCCAAUUAUAAUGACAGACAACACCAGAAAUAAAAUAUCAGAGGACUCAGACUUGACCUUUGACAAAAGGCCUAAGCUAGAUGACAACAACGGAUCAGCCAUUGGCAAUGUGGCAAAGAGCGGGGGUCUUCUAGCAAACAAAGAAGCUCUUGCAGCUAUUAUUGCAGGAGGAGUGGUGGGACUGGCCUUGGCUGCCUCCCUGUUAACACUCAUGGUCUAUAACAUGAAGAGGAAAGAUGAGGGAGGCUACACUGUCAACCAGAAAAACACAUCUAACGGAGGAUAUCGGAAACCGAAGACCAAGGAGGAGUUUAUUGCGUAACUUCCCCUCAAAGACAAAAUAAUGUCUCAACCCAGCA
Molecule: messenger RNA, 923 nt
Organism: Oncorhynchus tshawytscha (Chinook salmon)
Lineage: Eukaryota; Metazoa; Chordata; Actinopteri; Salmoniformes; Salmonidae
Product: syndecan-1
Exons: 5
Coding region: 311-886 (191 amino acids)
Biological process (GO): cell migration
Cellular component (GO): membrane; cell surface
Source: RefSeq, a predicted model, not a curated record